This is a messenger RNA of Nerophis lumbriciformis (worm pipefish), 9428 nucleotides long. It is a transcript of the gene fbn3, whose product is annotated as fibrillin 2b. Gene Ontology annotation, molecular function: calcium ion binding. The record is from RefSeq and is a predicted model, not a curated record. Lineage: Eukaryota; Metazoa; Chordata; Actinopteri; Syngnathiformes; Syngnathidae.
CUUUUCUCCACUUUUUUUUUUCUCCCCUUCUCACAAAGCCGCAGUGGAGUGUCCCGUGCUCGCCGUGCACAUCUCCCAGCGCGGAUCGGAGGGCCCGUCGUCGUCAAGGCAAGCCCCAACUGUGGAGUGCACACCAGGAUUUGGUCUGGAUCCAGGUCUAGAUCGCUGUGCUCGGUCCGGGUCCAACUGGUGAUCCAAGACCACUCAGAGAGGGGAACAACAACAACAACAACAACAACAACAACAACAACAACAAAAGGGAUCGCCGGACCGAGCGAUGGGAUCAGGGAAGCUGGCCCGGGUGUUGCUGGGAUGGGUGGCGGUGUGUCUGGCGCCGGCCCAGGUGGCGUACGGCCAGACCGGGACCGGGACUGGGACCGGCACCGGCACCGGGAACGGGAACGGGGCGCCGCUCCAAGCCAGCCGCUUCACCGCCGCCACGGACCAGAGGGAGGUGCAGCGGGUCCGACGCCGAGGCCAGGAGACUCUGAGAGGGCCCAACGUGUGCGGCUCUCGCUUCCACUCGUACUGCUGUCCCGGCUGGAAGACUCUGCCGGGAGGGAACCAGUGUAUCGUCCCCAUUUGCAGGAACUCAUGCGGCGAUGGCUUCUGUUCCAGACCCAACAUGUGUACCUGCUCCAGUGGACAGCUCUCUUCCAGCUGCGGAGCAGGAGGAGGAGUGCAGUCGUGCAACGUCAGGUGCAUGAACGGUGGGAGUUGUGCCGAGGACUCCUGCACGUGUCCUAAAGGCUUCACGGGGAACCACUGCGGACAACCUGUGUGCGAGAACGGCUGCCAGAACGGCGGACGCUGCAUCGGCCCCAACAGGUGCGCGUGCGUGUACGGCUUCACCGGCCCGCAGUGCGAGAGAGACUACAGGACUGGACCGUGUUUCACGCAGGUGAACAACCAGAUGUGCCAGGGCCAGCUCAGCGGGAUAGUCUGCACCAAGACGCUCUGCUGCGCCACCAUCGGGCGCGCAUGGGGUCACCCUUGCGAGCAGUGCCCCGCCCAGCCACACCCGUGCAGACGCGGCUUCAUUCCCAACAUCCGCACCGGAGCCUGCCAAGACGUGGACGAGUGUCAAGCAGUGCCGGGUCUCUGCGCCGGAGGGAACUGCAUCAACACCGUGGGAUCCUACGAGUGCAAAUGUCCCGCCGGCCACCGUCAGAGUGAAACCAGCCACAAAUGUGAAGACAUUGACGAAUGCAGCACCAUCCCCGGCGUGUGCGACGGAGGCGAGUGCACCAACACGGCCGGUAGUUACGUCUGCAGCUGCCCACGCGGGUACAUCUCCAGCACAGAUGGCUCCAGAUGUGUGGACCAGCGGGCGGGCACAUGUUUCUCCGCCCUGGCCAACGGUCGAUGUGCAGCCGAGCAGAGCGGCCAGUUCACCAAGAUGCAAUGUUGCUGUGACACGGGACGCUGUUGGGCCCUGGGACAGAUCCCCGAGAUGUGUCCCGUGAGAGGCUCUGACGAGUUCCGUCGUCUGUGCAUCGUGGGCGUCCCUUGGGGACAUGGUCUCCCCAACCCCUACCCCAAUGGAAACUUCCCCAACAACAACGGCUACGGGUACAACAAGUACCCCAACGGUCCCAACGGGAACGGCGGCAACGGGGGCGGAAGCUUUGGCGGCAACGGCGGCGGAAGCUUUGGCGGCAACGGCGGCGGAAGCUUCGGAGGCAACGGGGGAAGCUUCGGAGGCGGACAUAUAACCCAUCCAAUAGGCACGGUUUCUGUGAACGACUCCGUCGAUGUUUGCAAGCACUUCACCAAUCUGUGUCUGAACGGCCGCUGCAUCCCCACGCCCACGAGCUACCGCUGCGAGUGCAACAUGGGCUACAAGCAGGAUGUCCGCGGGGAGUGUAUCGAUGUGGACGAAUGCGUGAGUAAUCCGUGCAUCAACGGCGACUGCGUCAACACGCCGGGCUCGUACCACUGCAAGUGUCACGAGGGCUACCAGGGGACCCCCACCAAGCAAGCCUGCAUCGAUAUCGACGAGUGUAUCGUGAACGGGGUGAUGUGUCGCAAUGGCCGCUGCGUCAACACGGAGGGAAGCUUCCAGUGCAUCUGCAACGCCGGCUUUGAGCUCACUCCCGACGGCAAGAACUGCAUCGAUCACGACGAGUGCGCCACCACCAACAUGUGUCUGAACGGCAUGUGCAUCAACGAGGACGGCAGCUUUAAGUGCAUCUGCAAGCCCGGCUUUGCACUCGCAUCCAACGGACGCUACUGCACUGACAUCGACGAGUGUCAGACUCCGGGAAUCUGCAUGAACGGGCGCUGCAUCAACUCCGAGGGCUCCUUCCGCUGCGAGUGCCCGCCCGGCCUGGCGGUCGACGUGGACGGGAGAGUGUGCGUGGACACGCACAUGAGGACCACCUGUUACGGCGCCAUCAAGAUGGGCACGUGUUCGCGGCCCUUCCCCGGCGCCGUGACCAAGUCCGAGUGCUGCUGCGCCAACCCCGAGCACGGCUUCGGAGAGCCGUGCCAGCCGUGCCCGUCCAGAAACUCAGCGGAGUUCCAGGCGGUGUGCAGUAGCGGUAUCGGCAUCACGGCCGACGGCAGAGACAUCAACGAGUGCGCCCUGGACCCGGACAUUUGUCAGAACGGCAUCUGUGAGAAUCUGAGAGGGAGUUACCGUUGCAUCUGUAACAUCGGCUACGAGUCGGACACCAGCGGCAAAAACUGUGUUGACAUCAACGAGUGUCUGGUGAACCGUCUGCUUUGUGACAACGGCCUGUGCAGAAACACUCCCGGCUCGUACACGUGCUCAUGUCCCAAAGGUUUCGUCUUCAAGCCAGACUCUGAGACAUGUGAAGAUAUCAAUGAAUGCGAGUCGAAGCCGUGUGUCAACGGGGUGUGUCGCAAUGUGAUCGGGUCCUUCAACUGUGAGUGCACCCACGGGAGCAAACUGGACCCUACCAACACCAUCUGUGUGGAUAGCAUGAAGAGCACUUGCUGGCUGACCAUGCAGGACAGCCGCUGCGAGGUGAACAUCAACGGCGCCACGCUCAAGUCCGAGUGCUGCUCCACCCUGGGAGCCGCCUGGGGAAGCCCCUGCGAACCCUGCGAGAUCGACACCGCCUGUUCCCGAGGAUUCGCUCGCAUGAAGGGUGUGGUCUGCGAAGACAUCAACGAGUGUGAGGUGUUCCCGGGGGUGUGCACAAACGGCCGCUGUGUGAACAGCCAGGGUUCUUUCCGCUGCGAGUGCGCCGAGGGUCUGACUUUGGACAGCACGGGACGAACCUGCGUUGACAUGCGCAGCGAGCAGUGCUACAUGAAGUGGCACGAGGACGAGUGCGGCGAGCCGCUGCCCGGGCGCUACAGAGUGGACAUGUGCUGCUGCUCUGUGGGGGCCGCCUGGGGUGUGGACUGUGACGAGUGUCCCAAACCCAGCUCGCCCGAGUACAGAGCCAUCUGUCCCAGAGGACCUGGUUUUGCUAACAGGGACAUUCUGACUGGCAGGCCUUUCUACAAAGACGUGAAUGAAUGUAAGGUCUUCCAGAGUCUGUGCAGUCACGGAACGUGCCGGAACACCAUCGGAAGUUUCAAGUGCCGCUGCAACGGCGGCUUUGCCCUGACGGCCGAGGAGAGAAACUGCACAGACAUUGACGAGUGUCGCAUCUCCCCGGACUUGUGCGGUCACGGCACCUGUGUCAACACGCCCGGCAGCUUCGAGUGCGAAUGCUUCGAAGGCUACGAGAGCGGCUUCAUGAUGAUGAAGAACUGCAUGGACGUGGACGAGUGCGAGCGAAACCCCCUGCUGUGUCGCGGGGGCACCUGUCUCAACACGGAGGGCAGUUACGAGUGUGAAUGUCCCCCCGGGCACACGCUCAGUAGUGAUGGGUCCGCUUGUGAAGAUGUGAACGAGUGCCAGCUGAGCGACAACUUGUGUAAGCACGGUCAGUGUGUCAACAUGCCAGGGACGUACCAGUGCUCCUGUGACACCGGCUACCAGGCCACACCAGACCGACAAGGGUGUGUUGAUAUCGACGAGUGCACCAUCAUGAACGGCGGCUGUGAGACCCACUGCACCAACUCGGAGGGGAGCUACGAGUGCAGCUGCAGCGAAGGCUACGCUCUCAUGCCCGACCUCAGGACAUGCUCAGACAUCGACGAGUGCGAGGAGACGCCGGACAUCUGCGACGGAGGUCAGUGCACCAACAUUCCCGGGGAAUACCGCUGCUUGUGCUACGACGGCUUCAUGGCCUCCAUGGACAUGAGGACCUGCAUCGAUGUGAACGAGUGCGAUUUGAACCCCAACAUCUGUCUCCAUGGCGACUGUGAGAACACCAAGGGCUCCUUCAUCUGCCACUGUCAGCUGGGAUACUUUGUCAAGAAGGGAUCCACAGGGUGCACAGAUAUUGACGAGUGUGAGGUCGGCGCUCAUAACUGCGACAUGCACGCCGCCUGCAUCAACGUCCCCGGGAGCUUCAAGUGUCGCUGUCGGGACGGCUGGCUGGGAGACGGCAUCAAGUGUGUGGACCAGGACGAGUGCGCCGCGGAGGACCACAACUGCAACCUCAAUGCGGACUGCGUGAACACGCCGGGAUCCUACAGGUGCGCCUGCAAGGAGGGCUUCAAUGGGGACGGCUUUUCUUGCUCAGACAUGGACGAGUGCGCCGACAACGUCAACCUGUGCGAGAACGGCCAGUGUCUCAACGCCCCGGGCGGUUACCGCUGCGAGUGCGAGAUGGGAUUCACCCCCACCGAGGACAGCAAGGCCUGUCAAGACAUCGACGAGUGUAACUUCCAGAACAUCUGCGUCUUCGGAACGUGCCAGAACCUCCCCGGCAUGUUCCGCUGCGUGUGCGACGACGGCUACGAACUGGACCGCAGCGGAGGAAACUGCACAGACAUCAACGAGUGCGCCGACCCCGUCAACUGCAUCAAUGGGUUGUGCGUCAACACGCCGGGGAGCUACCUGUGCAACUGCCCCGCCGACUUUGAGCUCAACCCCACUGGCGUCGGCUGCGUAGAUACUCGGGUGGGGAACUGCUUCCUGGACAUCCUGGCACGCGGCGACGGCGGAAUAUCCUGCAGCGCCGAGAUCGGCGUGGGCGUGACCCGAGCGUCGUGCUGCUGCUCUUUGGGAGGAGCCUGGGGGAACCCCUGUGAACUGUGCCCCGCCCCCAACUCAACCGAGUAUAGGACCCUUUGUCCUGGAGGAGAGGGCUUCAGACCCAACCCCAUCACCGUCAUCCUGGAAGAUAUCGACGAGUGCCAGGAGCUUCCGGGUCUCUGCCAGGGUGGCAACUGUGUCAACACCUUCGGUAGCUUCCAGUGCGAGUGCCCGGCAGGUUACUACCUCAACGUGGAGACUCGGAUCUGUGAAGACAUCGAUGAAUGCACCGCCCACAUCGGCAUCUGUGGGCCCGGCACCUGCUACAACACCUUGGGGAACUACACCUGCGUGUGCCCGCCGGAGUACAUGCAGGUCAACGGCGGCAACAACUGCAUGGACAUGAGGAAGAGCGUCUGCUACCGCAACUUCAACGACACGUGCGAGAACGAGCUGUCCUUCAACAUGACCAAGAAGAUGUGCUGCUGUGCCUACAACGUGGGCAAGGCCUGGAACAAGCCGUGCGAGGCGUGUCCUACACCUGCUACCUCCCAGUACCAGUUGCUGUGUGGUAACCAAGCGCCCGGCUUCAUCAUCGACAUCCACACCGGCAAGCCCGUGGACAUUGACGAGUGCAGGGAAAUCCCCGGCAUCUGCGCCAACGGCGUGUGCAUCAACCAGAUCGGCAGCUUCCGGUGCGAAUGUCCGAUGGGCUUCAGCUACAACAACAUCCUCCUCAUCUGUGAAGACAUCGACGAGUGCAACAGCGGCGACAACCUGUGCCAGCGCAACGCCAACUGCAUCAACAUCCCGGGCAGCUACCGCUGCGAGUGCUCGCCGGGCUUCAAGCUGUCCCCCGGCGGGGCCUGCGUGGACCGCAACGAGUGCCAGGAGAUCCCCAACGUGUGCAGCCAUGGCGAGUGCAUCGACACCCAGGGCAGUUACCGCUGUCUCUGCCACAACGGCUUCAAGGCCACCGCCGACCAGACCAUGUGCAUGGACAUCGACGAGUGCGACCGGCAGCCGUGCGGCAACGGUACCUGUAAGAACACGGUGGGCUCCUACAACUGUCUGUGCUUCCCCGGGUUCGAACUCACGCACAACAACGACUGCAUGGACAUAGACGAGUGCAGCGCUCUGCAGGGUCAGGUGUGCAGGAACGGGCAGUGCAUCAACGGGCUGGGCUCCUUCCAGUGCCUCUGCCUAGACGGGUAUGAGAACACGCCGGACGGCAAGAACUGUGCUGACAUCAAUGAGUGUGUGAGUCUACCUGGCACCUGCUCACCUGGUACCUGUCAGAACCUGGACGGCUCCUUCAGGUGUAUCUGUCCUCCCGGCUACGAGGUGCACAACGACCAGUGUAUCGACAUCAACGAGUGCGAGGUGGAACCCAACCUGUGCCAGUUCGGUACCUGCACCAACUCGCCCGGCAGCUUCCAGUGCACCUGCCAGCCGGGCUUCGUGCUCUCCGACAACAAACGCCGCUGCUACGACACGCGGGAGAGUUUCUGCUUCACCAAGUUCGAGGCGGGCAAGUGUUCCGUGCCCAAGGCCUUCAACACCACCAAGGCCAAGUGCUGCUGCAGCAAGAUGCCGGGCGAGGGCUGGGGGCUUCCUUGUGAGCUGUGCCCCCGGGAGACUGAAGCCGCCUUCAACACUUUAUGUCCGUACGGCCACGGAGCGCUGCCUGGACCAGGCAACGCUCGCGAAGACAUGAACGAGUGUCUGGACAAUCCAGGUAUCUGCCAGAAUGGUAUCUGCAUCAACACUGAUGGAUCGUUCCGCUGCGAAUGUCCCUUUGGAUACAACCUGGACUACACUGGAGUCAACUGUAUCGACACUGACGAGUGUUCCAUCGGGAACCCGUGUGGGAACGGAACCUGCACCAACGUGGUCGGAGGCUUCGAGUGUUCGUGCCAGGAGGGUUUCGAACCAGGACCCAUGAUGACCUGCGAAGACAUCAACGAGUGCUCCAAGAACCCCCUGCUGUGCGCCUUCCGCUGCGUCAACACCUUCGGCGCGUACGAGUGCAUGUGUCCCGCCGGCUACGUGCUGCGGGACGACCAGCGCAUGUGUCGAGACCAGGACGAGUGUUCCGAGGGUCUGGAUGACUGCGACUCCAAGGGGAUGACCUGCAAGAACCUGAUCGGGACCUUCAUGUGUAUUUGCCCGCCCGGCAUGCAGCGCCGGCCGGACGGAGAGGGAUGCAUGGACCUGAACGAGUGCCGAGCCAAACCCGGCAUCUGCAAGAACGGACGCUGCGUCAACACGGUGGGAAGUUACAGCUGCGAGUGCAACGACGGCUUCGAGCCCAGCUCCACUAGAACCGAGUGCAUUGACAACCGCAAGGGCUUCUGCUACAUGGAGACCCUGCAGACCAUGUGCCAGCAGUCGUCCACCAACAGGAACAGCGUGACCAAGUCUGAGUGCUGCUGCAACACGGGCCGAGGCUGGGGAUCCCAGUGUGAACUCUGUCCUCUGCCCGGCACCGUCCUCUACAAGAAGAUGUGUCCUCUGGGACCCGGCUACACCACCGACGGCAGGGACAUCAACGAGUGUCAGGUGAUGCCCGACCUGUGUGUUCACGGCCAGUGCAUCAACACCAUCGGAUCCUUCCGCUGCCACUGUGACAUCGGCUACAAGACCGACUUCACCGCUACGUCCUGCCUCGACAUGGACGAGUGCGCGCUGUCGCCCAAGCCGUGUAACUUCCUGUGCAAGAACACGGAGGGCAGCUACCUGUGCUCCUGUCCUCGAGGCUACAGUCUGCAGCCUGACGGCAAAACUUGCAAAGACCUGGACGAGUGUUCCAGCAAGCAGCACAACUGCCAGUUCCUUUGUGUCAACACCAUCGGCGGCUUCACCUGCAAGUGUCCUCCCGGCUUCACUCAGCAUCAAACGGCGUGCAUCGACAACAACGAGUGCACGGCUCAGAGCUCCGCGUGCGGGUCCCAGGCCGCUUGUGUCAACACGCCGGGCAGCUUCAACUGCGAGUGCUCCAAGGGCUUCUCCCUGGACACGUCGGGUGUGGAGUGCGAGGACGUGGACGAGUGCAGCAGCAACCACCGCUGCCAACAUGGCUGCCAGAACAUGAUGGGCGGCUUCCGCUGUGGAUGUCCUCAAGGCUACGUGCAGCACUACCAGUGGAACCAGUGUGUGGACGAGAACGAGUGCCAGGCGGGCGCCAUGUGUGGCUCCGCCUCCUGCUACAACACGCUGGGCAGCUUCAAGUGCGUGUGUCCGUCGGGCUUCGACUUCGAACAGUCGGCGGGCGGCUGCCAGGACGUGAACGAGUGCUCGCAGGGCGGCAACCCGUGCAUCUACGGCUGCUCCAACACCGACGGAGGGUACCUGUGCGGGUGUCCUGGGGGAUUCUACCGCGCGGGGCAAGGUCACUGCCUGUCAGGUUCAGGCUUCCCAGGCCAGUUAUCAUCAGAAGGCGAAGACGAGGACGACUUGUCUCCUGAGGCUUGUUACGAGUGCAAGAUCAACGGCGGGAAGAACGGACGCCACAAACGCAACACGGCUGACAACCAGCUGGAGGAGCACGUGAGUCUGGCCAGCGUGGACACGCAGGCGUGGCUCCCCAUCAACGUGUCGCUGGCCCGGCUGCUCAACAAGGAGCCCCUCCUGGAGCUGCUGCCGGCCCUGCAGCCUCUGGAGCGCCACGUGCGCUACGUCAUCACCCACGGCAACGCCCAGGAACACUUCCGCCUGCUGGAGCGCCGCGACGGCAAGAGCGUGCUGCGGCUGGGCAAGAGGCCGCCGCCCGCCGGCUCCUACCGGCUGGACGUGGCCAGCCUGCCGCUGUUCGGCCCGCGGAGACGCCACCAGCUGCAGGAGCAGCACGACCAGGACUACCUGCAGGGGGUCAUCGGGGACGCCCUGCGCAUCAAGCUCCACAUCCACCUGCACUGAGCACACCUUUUGGGUCCUCAAGGGCGACCAAAGACUGAGUCACUCAGCCCAAGUCCACCUUUUAUGUUAUUAUAUGUUGUCCUUUCAACAAGACCCCCUGUGGAGCAGACGCCAGCAGCCCGGACCCUCCCCCCUAAACAUCAAGUCCAUCCAGCGCUUUGUGGGCGAGUCCAGAAAGAAGAAGAGAAAAAAAAGACAGAGUGAGCAAAAAAAAAAAAAAAAAAGUGCCGAGUUGCCAAAGUUGUCUUUCUGAGGUCAAAAUGUCGUGACAAAGUCCUCAUUCUCCUCCAAAACUCUCAGAUGACGCAUAAAACCCAAAGAAAAAUGCUACAAAUGCUAAAAACACAAAGAAACACUCCAAAACAAGUGCAUCAGGGAAAUGCUGCAAGUUCACAAAACCAAACCAAAGUUAACUCAGCUACCAAGAAGUUGGCUUAGCAACUAG